Molecule: messenger RNA, 1542 nt
Organism: Miscanthus lutarioriparius
Lineage: Eukaryota; Viridiplantae; Streptophyta; Magnoliopsida; Poales; Poaceae
Source: the annotation of a GenBank genome assembly
AUGGCGCCUAGUGUAGACUUGUUUGAACAUGACAGGUUGACACAUGUGCAAUUUACUAAUUGUUUUCCUUAUAAAACAGGAGAUGCAUGGGCUUCGACACAAAAGUCUUUCGAAAGGAUCAGAGCUGAAGCUAGUAACCCCGAAAAGAGCAGUGCUGCUGGUGGUCACUUUGCAAGUACUGGUGAUGGUGAGCAGUUUAGAAUUAACACUAGAAGGACUAGAGCUCAAGGUAGUAACACCAAAAGGAGCAGUGCUGCUUGUGGUCAGUUUGCAAGCAAUGGUGAGGGUGAGAAGUCUAGUAACCUCAUAAGGAGCAGUGCUGCUGGUGGCCAAUUAGCAUGUAGUCCUGAUGGUGGUAACUCUACAAGGAGCAGUGCUGCUGGUGUCAGCUCCAAAGUGGUUGGGACUGAGGGUGCUAACUUAGAAAGGACCAGUUUGAAUGGUCUUAACACUCAAACAGUUGGUGAUGAUUCUGGUAACUCACAAAGGAUCAGUUCUAAUGGUCUUAACUCUCAAAUGGUUGGAGAUAUUUCUGGUAACUCACAAAGGAGCAAUGCUAAUGGUCUUAACUCUCAAAUAGUUGGUAACUCACAAAGAAGCAAUGCUAAUGGUCUUAACUCUCAAAUGGUUGGAGAUGUUUCUAGUAACUCACAAAGGAGCAAUGCUAAUGGUCUUAACUCUCAAAUGGCUGGAGUUGAAGGUGUCCUCUUAGGAUCCUCCAAAAAGAGGGAGAGCAAAAAUGUGCAGGACCAAAGUACGUUUACAUCUCAUCCACGGCAUAGGGCACGUGCUGCAAAAAAUCUAGAGAACUAUCUAGUCAAGAGAGUAACUAAUAUGAUGUACCAAGUCCGUUUGGAGGCUGUCAAGAAAUGGUGUCAUAGAAAUAACGAAGACGGCGAUGAUACUCGAGCCUGCACUAGUGAACUAACAGAAGAACAGUACUUGACUUGUUGGGUGGAGUGGUGCAACAGGGCAGUUUGGGCCUUGCUUGCCAAAUACUGGACUUCUGAUGAGUACAAGGAAAAGAGACGCAGAGGCCAACAAUCACGCAUGAGUUGUGAUGAUCCAGCUCAAAAUAGAGGAGGUUCUAGAAAUUUUGCAGAGACAACAGUUCUUGGACAUGGCAUGAAGCAUGGCCGCGUUCCAAUAGAUGAUGGUGCUGUGGAUAAGGCAAUUGUUCUAGCACAUUCCAAAUCUGUAUCUGUAGGCCACCUGAUCCUGAUCAUUAUGAAAGUGUUCUACAAGAAAAAGGAAAAUAGAAUCUAUCACAAGCUAUUCAAGGCUACUGGGUCACAUGGAGGCUCUCAUUCUGUUGAUGAAAGGCGCAGCAACGACAACGCUGAUGACGAAGACGACGAUGAUGACUACAACUACCAUGAAAGCGAUGAUGAUGACUAUAGCUACCAUCAAGGCAACGAUCAUGUCCAGUACUCCCAUGAAGACGAUGAUGAUGACCACAUUGAUGACGAUGGCUGUCUUGAAGAUGGUGAUGAUAGCAGCUCCUCCCAAAGUGAUGAUGAUCACCGCUCUACUGAGCAGUGA